This is a messenger RNA of Alosa alosa (allis shad), 2245 nucleotides long. RefSeq names its product leucine rich repeat containing 71 (gene lrrc71). Gene Ontology annotation, molecular function: protein binding. NCBI's taxonomy places the organism in Eukaryota, Metazoa, Chordata, Actinopteri, Clupeiformes, Clupeidae. The record is from RefSeq and is a predicted model, not a curated record. Bases 338 to 1807 code for a protein of 489 amino acids. The transcript has 17 exons.
UCGCACUGAGCAGAGUCAGCGUUGUCUUGCCUGUGUUACCUUCUCUAGCCUACUUGAGAAAUUUACGCCACCCAAUAACAUUCACUUAUUUUUUUCAGUCGAGAAUGAAGGUCAUUUUUUGGGUCCUAUUAGGCGUACCGAAUACAUUGCAAUUAAAGAAUUCAAUUUAAUUUGGUUAGGUCUACCUGUAGUAGUUCUAGGUACGUUAAGGAACAGUGCAGGUGGUAACGUUGACUUGGAAAGGCUACGUUACCGUUAUCGACAACUUACUGUAUGAAACGGACAGUUUUUACAUUUCAUACUUAAUCCCAAAGUACCACUCAUUCACAAGCAAAGGAUGAAGAAGAAAGAGAGGGUGCAAAGAGAGAAAAGCGAGAAGGGAGUGGAAGGCAUUACUUCGAAAACAGCAGGACUGAAUUUUCAAGAGAGGUGUCCAGCCCAAAGCAUAGAAGAGUACCAGUGCACUGGUAAUCUGGAAGCGGACUUUCAUGAAGUCACGGCUCUUUUGGGCCUGAGUGAAAUCCCCACUGUAACACCUAGAUCCUCAGCCUUGUCACCAUCCAUGGAUAAGGGGAUCUCAGGAGAGAGCCAAACUCAGGGUCCUUGGUGUUCUAAGCGGCAGUUACUGGUAGACUUGGAGACCGAGGAUCCACGGAGUGCCAAAGCAGUCAAAGUCUUCGGGUGGAAGGUGGACGAGACCAUGACGAAGGCACUGAACAAGAUUUUACCAUCGCUGAACAAUCUACAGACACUGCACUUCUGGCAGGCGGACCUGACCACGCAUACUCUCCUCAGCCUGAAGGCCACCCUGCCCCUGUGCUACAACCUCAGGACAGUGGUGUUGGAGGGGAAUCCAAUGGCUGAGCACAGCUACCAUCUCCUAAUGUCUGAGGACGGCAAUAUAGCCCACCUAUCACUGCGCCACAAUCAGAUUGGAGAGGAAGGAGCACGUCUGAUUGGCUCAGCCCUCUCCACCACCCAAUCUGCCAACAAGAGCCUUGUUUCUCUCAACCUGGCCUUUAACUCCAUCGGUGAUGCAGGAGCCAAACACAUUGCACAGGGUCUACGCCUCAACCGCUCCUUGUUGUGUCUCUCUCUGGCUAAUAACCACAUAGGAGAUGCAGGGGCUGCUCUACUGGCAGAGAUUUUGAGCCCUUUCCCAUUGACCCAUGAGGAAGUUGUUGAAAGACGAAAGCUAAAGAUCCAGAGAGACCAGUCACCCUCUCUGGGUACUGAUCAGGCUCUCUCCAUCCCCAGUAGCAGCUCAGUAGAACAGAUUGUCAGCAAGGCGACCAAGACCUCAAGCAAGAAGAAGGAUAAGUCAUCAGCCAGCCAAACAGGGUCAGGCAAGAAGGAGGACCCAAAAAUGGCCAAGAAAAUGUCUGACACCAAAGUACAACGGAACCGACAGAAGCCCGAGACCAGAGACAGACAGCCACCUGUAAUGGAGACAGAGGACAAGAACAACUUGGGGCUAAAUAAGUCUGCUGAUGGUGGAGAGAUUGUGAGCUCCUUGCUGGACCCAGGUGUGCAGCACGUUGGCGGGAAAAUGAUUAUGCCAGGAAACACUGCCCUCACGUCCCUCAAUCUCACAGGGAAUCGCUUGACAGAGAGGUCCUUGGAGUGCUUCUGUUCCUCCCUGCAAGCCCAGGGCGAUGGAGCAGGCCUCAUGCAUCUCUGUCUCAAUAGAAACGCUUUCCCCCCCGACUGUAAGACCUUCCUGAAGAUCCAGGAACUAAUGGUCUUCAGAGAUCCUCUCAACAAAAGCUCCACCACUCAGGCCGAUGGACAAGGACUAGUCGAGUAGGGAUUUAAAAUAUGGCUCUUUUAUUUAAAAAAAAAAAAAAGAAAAAAAGAUUUGCUCUAAUUUCACACAUGUGCCCCACAUGUGUGGAGCCACGUAUGGCAUGUCAUCUCUGUCUUUGUCACAGUGGUGACCUCAUAUGUAAAGAGCUUACUUUUGUAAGCACAUGAAAUCUUAUGAGCCUAAUAUAAUUAUAUAUUUUCUUCUUUACUCAUAUUUUGCCUCUACCUGGACCUUGUAUAUUGUGAACUACACUAUCAAUAACCAUAUAUACUUGCGCCUGAGUAACAGAAUAGUUGAUCAGCAAACGGUAAAGGUAGACUUCUCAUUUUUAAAUUUGUACACUGUAAAAAAAAAAAACUUCCAAUGAAGUAUUUUGCUUAACAUGAUGAAUGUAUUGGAUGAAUAGCUUGUACCUGACAAAUAAAUUGUGAUGUUCUG